UUGCACCAUGAAACCAUGAUCCUAAAUGUCUGUAUAUGUGUCUUUAUAUGUGUCUGCAGGAGUAAGCGUCAUAAGUCUGGCUCUAUGGAGGAAGAGGCUGACAGUCCAGGAGGGGAGUAUUACCACUCACCUUCCUCUCCUGCCAGCAGCUCCAGAAACUGGACCGAUGACAUGGAGGGAGGCCUGUCUCCUCCAGUGAAGAAGGCAGAGCUGGACAGUCCUUCCCCCCAGGAAGACUCACCAAGACUGGGCUCCUUCACUCAGCAUCAUCGACCAGUCAUAGCUGUUCACAGUGGUCUGUCUCGGAGUCCUCACCCCUCCUCAUCUCUUCAUUUCCCGUCCUCCUCCUACUUCCCCCAUGGAGCAAUCCGCUAUCCUCCUCACCUGGCCCAGGACCCCCUAAAAGAUCUCGUCUCACUGGCCUGCGACCCUGCCAAUCAAGCGUCCAGCUCGCUAAAUGGCAGCAACCAGGUUAAAGUGCCCACUCACUACAUCUCCUCUCAGAUGUUGGCACCCCCUGGACCAGCACCCUCCCUGGCUCCUCCGCCAUCCUCCCUCCCCAGGCCGACACUGCCUGCAGAGUCAAAGGCCACUACCACAUCCUCUGAUGGGGCACACUCCCCCACAUCACCCACAUACUCGGCCCCUGGGACCCCCCCUGCUAAUCGCACCUCCUUCGUUGGAGUCACCCCUCGAGACCCAGGUGGACUCUACCAAGCCCAGUCUUGGUAUCUGGGCAACUGAGUGAACUCUGGAGGAAAGGUGAUUGUCAAGGCAGUACUGUCCUGGAGGAAAGCAAACAAUGUUGUCAAGACAUUGCCAGAGGAAAAAUAUAUUCUGCUUUGUAGAAUGAUAACGUGGUCAUACAUAUAUAUAAAUAUUCAGUGUGAUAUAUUUAUAUAUGUGUAUAUACCCAGAAGACACAGCUUGGAUGGAAGAAGGAUGCUGCUUUCACUUAUUGUUGCAGCCACAGAAAGAAUGAACUAUGCUAUAUGACACUAAAUGGUUCUCACUAAUGGCCACUGACAUGAGAUUUUCAAGUCAAAGUCAUGGAGUGAUGCAGAUGUCUGGUUGGUCCAGAAGAACUGCAGACCAGAACCAGGCCUCAAAACACCAGAUCCUAAGAAGCCUGUAACCUAACUGUGUACCCAGGAUGAGGCCUGUUUCCCUGGGAUGGAUGUCAGCCUUUGCCCCUGUAUCCUGGGUCUUUACACUAAAUCUAGUAUAAGGCCUCCUCCCUGGGACAGACAUAGACCUCAUCCCCCUUCAACUCCCAGAAUGCCCCUCUCCGCUGCAGGUGCUGCUUAUAAUAUAUGCAAAUAAGCCUACCUUAUUUUCUGAAACGACUAGCAAGAGAGAUCCUGUUGUUAAAAUGUAAUGUUUAUUUGCACUUUUUAAUAUGUUAUAGAUACAUCUAAAGAAAAUUAAGAGUUGGACAUUGCAGUUUUUUCCUCUCUUCCCACCAAAAGACAGAGGCUUUGUCUUUUUUAUUGACAAUCAUCAGCCUGAAACCAUUAAGUUGCUUUGCUCAUGUUUUUAAGACUGUUUGAUUGUGCUUUUUUAUCAGAUAACAAUGAGUAAUAGUGGAAUAUAAGAGCUAUAAUUAUGCCUCCUAAAACACAACACACAAUGCUACAGUUGGACACCAGUGUAGAGUUAUGCCCAGUGCUACUGGUAUCUGUCUCUAGCACAGGACAUCUUUUUAUAUGAAUAUCCUGCUGCUUCCUUCCCUUCAGAUGAUGAUCAAUUUGUCAGGACAGCACUUACUCAAACAGCCAAAGGCACAGUGUUUGAUGAGACAUGCACCUGCCAUAAAGAAAGGCCUCAGUAGAACCGAGAAAAGGCAAAGUCGCACUAAAACCAGUAUCAGUAAACUGGUUGCUGAACUCUGUGUUUGAAACUGUAGCACAGUGUGGUGUGCUUGUCUCUUUUGUGUGUGUGUGUGUGUGUGUGUGUGUGUGUGUGUGUGUGUGAGUGAAAGAGAGAGAGAGACAGUGUGUGUGUAAGAAUGAGAAGGUUCCUGCAUUUCCACCCUCCUCCCCGCUCUGUUUUGAGGAGAUGUUGUCUAGAUUUUGUUUGUGUCUCAGAAAGGACAGUGGCGGGGUUUGUACUUGUAUGUAGGUAGAUUAGAAAGAGAAAAGCAGGUAUUGCACUAUGCUUAAGUUCCUUUUUGAGAAAGUGAUGAUGUUACAAACCCUGCAGGCUGUUGUAUGUUUUUCUUGAAGAUGUCAACGUUUAUGACAGCAGGUCUGGUGCAUACUGCCUUGACCUGAGCACAAAAUCCAGGUUUCUUGUCCAGCUCUAGAAUAAGUGGUGGUCUACAAGGUGUCCCUGACAGGUUCUGUGUCACUGUGUAGCUUAACCUCAACCCAACCUGAACAAUGUGUGGACAGUUAGCGAUGAGCGAGUACACCCUUAUUGCAUCUGUAUCUUUUCAGCCAGCUAAAUGAUCUGUAUUUAUAGCCAUACUUGGAAUGGGUGGGGCUUAACAUGGGUGUCAGUGGCUUAAACUCUAAGUGGGAGGGGCUUAUCUGGGGGGCUAUAUUUAUUAGAAAAUCUCUUUACAGAAUAGAGCUCCAGAGCAAUGUUUUUGAUCACAAGAUUUUAGCCAAGUACUCGCUCAAGGGGUUCAGGCAGGAGUGAGCUGGUGCCAGGGUUGGUUUCAAGUCACUACUAACAACACGCAACAAAUCUAGCAUUUAAAACCAGAUUUUUUUUAAGCCAUGAGCUACCUUUUUUGUAUCCAACCUUGACAUAAUAUUUGCAUUAUGACAGUGAAUUUGUGAAGUAAAGCAAUAUUCCCUUGUGGCUGGCUUUUCACAGCAUCAUUUAGUCAAUAAUCUUUUGAAAGGCAUUUAAUAGUUUCAAAUCUUACAUGCUGCAUUUUAAAUGUGAUUAGAAUGCUCUUGUCACAUUUGACAAGGUUAGCAUUUAAUAGAAUCCAAACAUUAAUCCUUAUCUCACCAAUGGUGGCAUCUCAAAACAGCACAUUCAUAGGAGCAACAGAGUGAGAUGUCAGCUCAAGGGAUAGCAACAACUCAGUAUCAAUCAAGAGCGGAUUGUAGACACAACACAACAUCCAGAAUCAAAUUAUUAAACAUAUCACCAUUGAUAUUUGUUCAAUACAACAGUAGUAGAUUUGCAUCUCUUUGGGGAUAAAAACAGUGAAUAUUAAUUAGAUUUUUAGACACUUAUAUUUUAUAAUCAGUGCCAUAUUUUAACCUCCAAGGUUUUGCAACUGUAUAGCAGUGUAUUGAAAUGUGUUGCCUGGGGUUGUGGAUUGGUUAUUCUGCGUUGAGGUGCGAUCAGAUAGAACGGCAAGUGAAUUUUGCUUUGUGUUUCUGCAGUCUGCAGAUGUUAGUCAACGAUUUGGUCACUUGUGUUCCGUGCGCAGACAGCAGAGAAAAGUCAAAAUAUCAUUGUUGCUUGUUGUACAUCAUUGGUUUAUAUCUUGGAACAGAUUUUCCUGAUCCUACAACUUCUAUCUGCCUGGAAAGAUAAAAUGUUUUCCAAGGGCAGUCUAAAUCCAAUAUUUCAGACCACUGCUGUGGUCUGAGCAGUGGAGAAGGAAGGGAGUAGAGCAGUGUGGUAUGGUCAGUCAAAUAUUGGAUUCAUACAUUGGUUUUGCUCCAGGAAAACAUUUUAUUAUAUUUACACUCCGAGCAGAAAGCAGACAUAUAUGGUACUAAAUCUGUGGGAUUACAGCCUCCUGUAGCAAAAGAUAACAUUUUGACUUUUCCCACAAGUUUCACAGAGUAACAUUCAUUGGUCGAGGCAGACGGCCACCCACCUAAAGCCGGGAUCUGGCUGAGGUUUCUGCCUCUUUAAAGGAAGUUUUUCCUUGCCGCCGUCGCCAACUGCUUGCUCAUGGUGGGAACUGUUGGGUCUCUGUAAAUAAUGUUAUAAGGAGUUCGGUCUAGACCUGCUCUAUUUGAAAAGUGUUUUGAGAUAACUUCUGUUUGAAUUGGCGCUAUACAAAUAAAAUUGAAUUGAACAUUCAUUCAAUUCAACGUUCACCAGGGACUCCAGUGGGGUCUGAUAUUUUCCUCCAGCUCUCAUCCUUUUUCAUCUUGUGUAUUUAUACAUUUUAGUGUCAAAUUGUCUUGGAAUAAGUGUGAUUUGGUUUUGCUGAAGUUGAAACAUUUUCCUUUGUAUUGAAUUUAGAAUUGGCUUUGCGUUCAGUCUUAACACAGGUGUCCAUGUCUUUCUCUUUUCCUUUCCCAUGGUUUGGGGUUAAAGUUGACAGCGGUCAGUGCCUACUAGGGAAUCAGAUUUUGUACUGAAGGUGCUGAUACGAGCGGGGGUUUGGUAGGAUAAGGUUUAAAGUUUGGUUAAAGUUGGCUUAAAGCUGAUGUAAACUGCAUGGUGCUGCCCUGGUCGCUGUGCUGACCUAAUGAAUGCAUGGCUCAAACUGAUGAUACCUCUUCCUCUCUAUCCUGCUCUUCCUCCUCCUCCCCUUCCUCCCUCUCCACUCUGUGCUACAUCAGAGGGCAGUGGAUGGAAGGGCUCUUAUUCUUUACAUUUUAAUAAUAGCCCUGUUGUUAAACUUCUAUUUUGCACGAUAUUUCAUAAAACACAUUAUGUGCCUUGCCAUUAGUUAAAGAACAAUAAUACAUUACGGAAAGUGAUCAUACUUUUGAUACUUUUCAUGGUACAGCUGGAAGCUUAAAAAAAACUACAAAAAAAGCUGCAUGUGUGAUUGCCUGACAUUAAGCAGUGUAGCAGGUAAACAGUUUUAUGUUAAACAGUGGCAGUGUAUGAACUGCCAGCUCAGAUGCUAACUUGAGUUUAAGCUCAAUGAAAGCUUUCAUUAGCUUCAGCAGACACUGGGUCAGUGCUUAUUCUCUACUUCCAUUCAACUAAAGGCACAGCAAAUCUUUACAGUGUGAAAGGAGCAGUCUGACAUUUUGGGAAAUACACUAGUUUGCUGUCAUACUCAGAGUCACACAAAAAGGAUGAUACCUCUUUUAUCCCACAGGACACAUGGUGCAGACAAUGUUUUUGUGCCAAGCUCAGCUAAACACAUCCCAGCAUUUGCCCCUGCUAUUGUAAAGGUGUGGUAAGAAUUAUUUGUCUGUUAAAAUAAGUGUACAAUAGCUCCGUACUAACAUGGGUCCCUCCUGUCUUAGUUAGCCAACAUUUCACCUACAGCACCUUUAACUCAGGGUGCAUUAACUAUCUUUUUUCUGUUGCUUUCAACCACACCACACAGGUUCCAUCAGUUGAUUGGGUUGGCUCAGGUGUCAUCCUGUGACAUAAGUAUAGAACUUAUGGUAGGUCAAAUGAUAUCAAGUUGUUAUAUCAAAGAGUGUCCUGAGAUAACUUCUGUUAUGAUUUGGUGCUAUACAAAUAAAAUGGAAUUUAAUUGAAUAUAGGGGAGAUCUUAAACCCAUUCCCUGCUUUAGGACAUUAAGAUAAGAUUAUAAUAUAAUUUGUCAAACUAAUUUCCAAGUUCAUGCGUGAUCUGUACACAUAAAUAUAUUGUCAUCCUAUUUUAGUCAAACUAGAAAAGAACUGUAGUUCCCAAAAUGGUGGAUGGUUCCUUUAGGUGUUUUAGAGACAUCAUUUGACACAAGUGGGUGUUGGUUGCAAUCAUGGAGCUGGUCUGGUUCUGAAGCUCUGCUGUUUAAGGCUAAAGUGUUGGCUUAUAUAUAUGUGUGUGGACUGAGGCAAAUUAACAUUGACAGUGUUGCUGUGUGUGAUACAUCACCAACACACUGUUAAAUUCUAGAUAUGUGUUGUCCCAAAAUGUGUACACCUGUGUGUUGUAAAGUAAACACUGUUUUAGGGGUGUGGGUACAGUAUGGCUACCUAUGCGAAAAUGCCACUUUGCAAAAGCAAAUACAUUUGUUCUGAAGGUAAAGUCUGGUUCUAAGUCCUACCUAAAUGUUCACAAUAUAAUGCUCACAAUACUGCUCAGUGUAUAUCCUGGUUUAAUAUCAAGUAUUAAAUACAUGCAAACACAUCUGAUAGUAUUUAUUGCAAGGAAAAGUAUUGUGAAUAUUUUGUCAGGCAUUUAGUCAACAUGGCCAAGCCACAGCCCAUCUAAUGGAAGCAUGUUCAGGUUUGGGCUUCAAGGCUCAGCCGCUCUAUGACUGGCCAUUACAACACCAUCCAUUUGCCUGUAUGAGGACUUUACCCACGUGACUACAUAGUACAAAAGGCCAUAGAUGAGUCUUAGUUUUAUAUGGAUGCAUGCACUUAACACUAUUCUUACUUAACUUGGCUUUUAGGUGUUUUAUUUUAUUUUUUUGUUAUUUCUUGAGUUGUUGUUAUUGCUUGUUGCUUGUAGAAUUUGUUUUAAACACAGCAGUGUGUAUAGAAAUAUGUCCAACAUGGACUUACCAGUUAAAAACAAGGGAUGUAUAAAAUGUUUAAGUUGGUUGUGUUUGUGCAUUUUAGUUUGGCUGUCUCAAGAUAGCGGCCAGACCGCAGCAGGACCCAUGAUAUGGGAAGUAUUGUAGGUGGGCUGGUAGCUAAGUUCAGCCAGAAGGAUGAUGAUGGGUGAAAAUGGUAAUGGGAGAAGUUAGGGUAGAAUUCACUCAAAGAGUGCAUACCGCCACUAAGGCUGCACAAUCCUUUUAAAUGUGUUAUUUUAAUAACGGACAGUGUUUAUAAAGAUGUCAAUCAGUACACAGUUUUAGACACUGGUGUCAUGCCGAUUGUUGCUUGGCAGCAACAUUUUUUAAAUAUCUAUAUAGUGUCCUGAAAUAUUGGCGCUUUGUAUGAGGUGAAUUGUGCAAAAUUACACACUGUUACAAAUGUUUUGUAUUUGCAUAUUAGGUGUGGAUAGAUUAAGAGAUUAAGUUUCUUGCACUUGCUCAACGUGGUCAAUCGUUUAUGUCACUUAGGCCAUACCUAAAAGAAAUUGUGUGUCAUGUGGCAUAUCAAAAGCUAAUGAAUAUCCCACCCAAAUAUCUCAUGGCACAUUUGGUAUGAAUAGAAUGAAGUAGGGAAAAGGGGAAAUUAGAAAGUCAGACCUUGUCUUAAUUGUUAAUUAGAUCUGAUCUGAAAUGUGGUGGACCUGAACAGACCUAAACAGAGAUGGCAGCAGCUUGCUGCUCCACCAGUUAAACAAAAGAUCAAUACAUGGUCUUUAUCCUCCACUUCACAGUUCACUCUCUGUCUCCUGUGAGCUGAUCUAGAGUCUGCUUGGAUCCCUCAGGUAUUAGACAUAUUGAGACCCAGAACUGAGAUCUGCAGCAAUACAACAGAACACUACCAGACCUGGCUGACUCAGGACCUGGUUAGGUCUUGGAUAUUAAGAACUCAGUGAAAGAUAAAGAGCUUUGUUAAGAGUUAGGAGUUAUGUUAGAAAUUAUAACCCAAAGUGAAAAGUGCUUUAUGUCCAAAUGAUGGCACUACUGGUACAGUCUGUUUCUUUCCACAGAAAUGUACUGAACACUUUUCAGUGUUGCAGGAUCAAAAACAGAAGUUGGAGGUUAUAAUUGUGAGCUUUAUGUCCACUGCAGAGUAACAGCAGCUUGGGGUGAAGCUGACAGUAGUGCUGAUUGUGAUUGUUAACCUUAAAAGUACUUGGCUAGAUUCAAGUAUAUCAGGCCAAGUUGUUGUUAAAAUUUCACGUUUACACUCUCUCCUUCAGUCAAAGAUAUCUUGGCUGUAAUAAUGUGUUAAAUAAUAUGAUGGUGAUGGUGAGACUGUGCAACCAGCAACAGCAGCAUGAAGCUGGACUGUGGUACUCACAUUGCUGUCACCUAAAACUACAAUCAGGAGAAUAAAGGAAUCAGAGUCACUAGAUGUAGAUUAAAGUAAGGCUGGACAGAACUAACAUCUCUCCAGUUUAAAUUUAAAGUAGUAGACACAUAAAACCAAAACCAUCAUGCACAACCCAAUACAAUAGCAAAAACUACAACCAAAAAGCUCAAAAAAGAAUAAUGUAAGAUGUAAAAGGGUUAUAUUGUUGGGCUGACGUAGUGGAUUACAGAAUCUGAAGUGGCUUUGUGGUUGUUGUGUCUCCUCCAGUUGAUGACCAAGAUUACUGUGCACAUUGUACUAAUCGUAUUACUGCUUUUUUGUGAUGUACGCACUAUUUAAAGCUGCAGUAGAUGCACUUUUAUAAAAAUGUAUGACAAAGAUAAGUGAUUGUUGAGUCUCAUUUCCAGGUCCCAAAGUGUCUGUAUUUAAGGACUUGGGGAUGAGUUUCUUUUGGCUCUGAUUGGUUGCUGCUUAUAUGAUUAGGAGCACUAGGAGGAGCUAUCUGUCUUCUGUACUACUGUCAGGAUAUAGUGAAGGCUUCGGCAAAUAUGGAAAAAAAAAAGGUUACAAACUGCAGCUUUAAAGGCAGGUUCCUAAAAGCAGUGUAUUUUCAGAGGAUGGUCCUAAGAGGUUUGAUUCUGUGUCGAAGUGGUUAUGUAGUGUGAAUCCUUUUUAAUUCUAUCACUCUCUAUCUUUCUCUAUAACUGACAACAAAACACACACAAAAAGAGAGCCAAAUAGAUUCCAUUCCAUUAUACCAGCCAGCUAAGUGGAAUCUACUGUGUUCUGAACAUUUGUGUUUCAGCUUGCCUGUUCAUCCCAUUCUACCUAAUGUACUAACUGAAGACAUUUGAUUAUUAUAACAAGAAAUACAGUAUGUCCAGGCCUCUAUAUCAAACAAGGUUAAAGACCAUGUUGCCUCUCACUGUUGCAAUCAAAGUGGAGAUCUUUCCAAUUCUUGUGAGGCGAGAAGUUGUGCAGAAGUCCAAUUGAGGAUUGUAUUCAGGAUAUCUGUAGUUUCUCCACCUCAAGUUAAACGUGUUAAUGAAGUGAGAAUAAUGUAUUCAUCUCAACAGUUCAGCCUUUCACACAAAGCAGCCCCUCGAGUAUCAAAACACUGGGAUGCAAAUGUAUCACUUUCUCUGCUCUGUUCAAAUAAACCAGCAGGUCAGCAGCAUGGAAACUGAAAAAAACUACAACCAAAAUGAUUUCAACAAGCAGUGCCUAUCAUUUUACUGCUCUUUUAAUUUAAGUUAUUUUGUAUGCUGUGCUUUUAAGUAUGUGUUGCAUUCAAAGACUACAUGGUUGUGUGAGACUUCACCCCAGUGAUUGGUGCUCAGAACAUCACCAGCCCUGGUCAGUGGAGAUGGGCUGUGCAGGUACUGAGGUAACAAGCCAUAAACAACCUGAAGAGUUGAAGAAAAUCUAGAGGAACGCUGAUAGAUAUUUUGAAGGAAAUUGAUGUUCAGUGGAUUCAUGGUUCUUCAUUUGAAGCUAGAUUAUGUUCAGGGACUAAAGUUGUGUUCUAUUUACGUCUCCAUUCUAGGUUACACUUAAAAAAGGCUCCGAAUGCAGCAGGAUUUUCUGAGUAGCAUUGAAGCAUUAGCAUUAGUCAUCCAGAGUCUUAAUGAUUCUUCUUUUAUCUGACCACAUAGACCUCAAAGGCCGUUUUUGGGAAGUUGUGAUGUUGCAAAACUUUAUAUUUUUAAUGAAUUCUAAAAAAAUAAUUUAAAAAUUGCAACAAUUUUUACAGUUUUUAUUUUCUCACCUGAUUUUAUUCUAAAAAAUUAAUAAAAACUUUGUAACAUGCAUUGCAAUGUUGUUAAAUCAGGCAUUUUAAUUCCAAAAACCACCUGGGCGUGGUGGUCAUAAUGUUAUACUGCCCCAUAGACAAACUGUGAUGCUGUGUGUUCUGACACCUUUCUAUCAGAACCAGCAUUAACUUGUUCAGCAAUUUGAGCUAUAGCCUCAUGUGCAUCAAUGAGCCUUGGCCCCCAAUGACCCUGCCUCCACUUCAGCUCUUUUCCUUCCAUGGACCACUUUUGAUAGAUACUGCCCACUGCAGACCGCAAAUCCCCCACAAGAGCUGCAGUUUUGGAGGUGCUGUGACCCAGUCGUCUAGCCAUCACAAUUUUGACCUUGUCAAAGUCACUCAAAUCCUUACGCUGCCCAUUUUUCCAGCUUCUAACACAUCAACUUUGAGGACAAAAUGUUCACUCUCUGCUUAAUAUAUCCCACCCACUGACAGGUGCCAUGAUAACGGCAUAAUCAGUGUUAUUUACUUCACCAUCAGUGCUCAUAAUGUUAUGGCUAAUCGGUGUAAAUGAACCACCUAGUCUCACGCCAAAGCUUGUAAUAAGAUAAGAUAGAUUUUAUUGAUCCCACACUGGGGAAAUUCUCUCGCUGCAGCAGCUCCAGAUACAACACAAAAUAGACCCGCCAAUCCACCAGAGGAUACCGUGUCAAUGUCACGUUUUGCCUCUCCCAGGUGGUAAAAGUACAUAUGUAUGAAGGUGCAGUACCAACAGUAGUAUAAGAGAUACAAAUUCCACAUGUUGGCCAGCAGGAGGAAGCUCAAUGGAGUGCAAGAAAGAGGUCUGAGUCUGAAACUUAAUGAGAAAUGAGCCUACUUCUGACUUGAUUUAUUAGCUUAGUAAACAGUUUCCUAAUGAGUUUAUGGUCUCAAUCUCUAGUUUCAAGUUGUCUUCCAUAAAGCCUGAUUUUGUAAAUGAUGGUCCCCUUUAGAGUAAAAAUAGACAAUAAAGCAGCAUAUUUUUAGGGUGUGGCUAUCUUGUCAUUGACAAAUCAUCCUCAGUGAGUCUGUCCAGCUCAACGCACCAAACUCAGAUCAAACUGUCAAACUAGGCAGUGCUGAUCAAAUAUGAAUCAAGAUUCUGUUACUGCAUUACCUACUUCUCUCCUCAAAUCUUUUCAUAAACAUAUUUUAGUGAACUGUUUAUCAGUUAUAUGAGAAUGUGUGUCGCUGGGUCAAUGCAGAACUCCAGGCUUCAGAAUGGUAUUCAACAAAUCAAUGGGUGACACUAACGAUAGGUUCACACUGAACAGCUGUUCAAAUCCUGUUUGAAACCAAAAGUCAUCACCUUUUCCUAACCCUUUUUAGGUUUUUCCUAACCAAUCUCAGCAAGCUUUAUUUUGAAAGUGAAACCAGACAUUGCAUAUUUAUUAUUGCUAACUUAAAGCGGAGUGAGCACAUGUUGAAAAUCUGACAGGCCAAGGCGAGGCAAACCGUGACACUGCCCAGGUGGACUGGUGUGUAUAUCAUACACUUUAGUGUGAUACUGGGUUGGACUGAUCAUUGCAUUAUUAUUACACACAUGUUAAUUAUUGCAGCAAUUGUAGUAAUAUAGUAUUAUACGUUGUUGCAUCAUAUUGAGUUUUUACUUUGAAUGCAUCGUUACUUUGUGAUUAAUUUUCCUUUAUAUUACCAUUUCUGUAUGUUUUUAAGGCAACAUUCGAUCAUGACUGAAACAACCCUGUGUGUCCUUUAUUUAUUGUUGAACAGCUUUCAGUCAACAAUUUGUCAGGGACUCCCACUUGAGUCACUUUUCAAUAAUACAUAGAAUGCAGUACAUAUGAUCAAGGUACUAAGUAUUAUUGGAUUCCCCAGACACAUCUUUUGAGCUUCGUCAAAAUGUCUUUGUAGUAUGUAAAACAUAAUUUUAACAUUAGAUCAGAAAGAUGACUGAUGUUGUCCAAGUUUGUGCUUAACUUUGAAUGCUGCUGAAGGAAGGGAUGGUGCUUAGUAUCAGUAAUCUAAAAUAAGAUAAGAUGGACAUAUGUAAUGUGCACUCUGUAGUGCACAUUUACAUUAAUAAAGAAAUAAUGUGUGCUAAGUAACAGCUUAGUAUAAUGCACUACAUAACAUGAGAGACAUGUAAAUACAGCCUAAUAUGUACAUGAUAAAGAUGCAGAGUUUAGUUAUUAGUUAUAUACUAUUAGGCUUUAUUUCAAUAUCAUUUGUGCAUUUGAGCUAUUCAGCUAAAUUUGUUAAAGCUAUAGUAGGUAACCUUUGUAAAAAAAAAUACUUUUUAGCAUAUUUGCUUUGAUCAAAAUUAAUUUUGAUAAAAGUUACCUACAGCAGCCUUAAUUAUUUAAGUAUGCAGUGGAUACUAAUCCAUAGCAUUAAUCAGCAUUUACUAAUUUCAUCCAGUUAGGAAAUACUUACAGUUAGUGUUACUACUACACCUUUAGAUUGCCUAAAUGUGGAGCCAGGAUGUCCCAUGCAGUUGUCUUUCUGCUCAAUGUUAAUAAAGUAACCACUGAAUCCACUUGACAGUUCAAAACUCUGAUUUGAUAGUAUUCACAGAUUUUAACUUGGUUGAAGCUGCUAAACUGACAUGAUUGUUUUGGCCCAAUGGUAAAUUGAAAAAUUCAUAAUCCGUCUUAAACUAAUGGUCAGUUUCUAUAAAAGAAUAUUGUCAAAGAUCUUUGAAAUUUGCAGACUACACGUUGAAUAAGAUGUCGUUAUUUAUUGGGAUCGAUUAAUGGAUUAACGUGUGAAGUGGCCUCUAGAUUUGUCUUUACUCUGUGGUACAAACCAAGUGCUGUUCUGACCUCUGUUAGCACUGAGGUGUAACAGAGAAUAACCAAACUACUUCUGGACAACUCCUGUUGAGAUGCAUCCUUUCAGAAUAAUAGCUGUAUUUCAUUGGUGGGUUAUGGUUAGUAUUGUAAGCACUGUAUGUGAUUCUUGUUUGUGGAUCAGAUCAUUGGCUGAAUGCUGAGUGAGGAACAAAGGGACUGUUGGAUGUCUAACUAUUACGUUUUGGGGAGGUUUUUGGGGGAUGUUUUCAUAGAGGGCUCUUUUCUAUAAACUGUCAAUGUUAUUCAACCCCCUGAAUGCUGCUGUUGUCUGAAAAACCUUGUAACUCCAGUAUGUUUCUUUUCUCUGUUUCUUACUUGAAUUGCAAGUUUGCUUUUUUUUAUUUGCAAUGGCCCUUUGGAACCAUUUCUGUAAUUGAGACAUGCAGCAGUUUGGAAACCUUUCUUAGUUACUGAAAAUGAGAUUUUGUAGAGCUACAAGUUUUCCUGUGACAGUGAUGCAACAUUGAUUCCUACAUGGUUUCUGCAUACUGUUUACUCCAUGUGCUGAAGACAGUUUGUAAUGAACAAAAUAGUUGUUUCUCAGAGAACAUUUUAAUGCAGUUUCAUAUUUUAAGGAUUUUGUUUCUCAUACCUUUUCAGAUAUUAUAGUAAAGGACUGCUUUGCUUGCUUCCAGAUAUACGUAUAUCCCUUACAUCAGAGAGAGCAUAGGCAUGAUUAGCUUUCAUCAGUUAUUGCAUGACUACAGCCCACACAGACCACAGGCCUUUUCGCAGUAAUAGUAUGCCAGGACUUUCUUGUCAACUUGACUUACUGUCCAAACAUACAAUUCUAUUUUAAAUGUUACAGCCAAUCAGACACAAUACGACCCCAAUAUAAGAAAAUAAUAGACACGGUAGAGGCAAGUUGGGUUUUACGCCAAGUCUGUUAUGUUCCAGCCUGGGAGAGCUGCUGACAUUAACCCUGGCUUGAGAUGUUCACUGUGGAAAGGGCUGCUGGUCUGGACUGGAUUUAGUUUGUAGCAGCUUUAACAAGAGCUUUUAGUACUUUUUCCUUUGGAUGUUUUUCAUCCGAAGUGAACGUCAAUAAUCAGCCUUUAUUUGCAUGUUGAAACUGUUCCUCUAGGACUACAUUUAGACAGGGACAGGAAAUGAUCUCAACACUGUGGCACUGUGGUUACGUGUUCUCAUGGCCACUGAAGUCAUGGACUUCUGUCUGUCUGUUUAAAGUUGGACUGUUCCUGUUUGAAUUAAUGUUUGAGUGACACAAGUGUUUCUGACCUAAUGUUAUUCAUCUGCUGUGGGGGAUAUUAACAUCUUCGAUAAUAUGUCAUUAUAACCACAUUUAGCCAUUGCUGUCAGCGAAUGCUGAUGAAUUCAUUACUGGAAAUGAGAAUGUUUCCCUAUGCAAAAAUAUACCAUUAAUAAACAAGCUAUACCACAA
Dicentrarchus labrax (European seabass) is the source of this 13723-nucleotide messenger RNA. RefSeq names its product nuclear factor 1 C-type. Gene Ontology annotation, biological process: regulation of transcription by RNA polymerase II. Gene Ontology annotation, cellular component: nucleus. Gene Ontology annotation, molecular function: DNA-binding transcription factor activity, RNA polymerase II-specific; RNA polymerase II cis-regulatory region sequence-specific DNA binding. The record is from RefSeq and is a predicted model, not a curated record. Bases 16 to 744 code for a protein of 242 amino acids. The transcript is spliced from 6 exons. NCBI's taxonomy places the organism in Eukaryota, Metazoa, Chordata, Actinopteri, Moronidae.